Messenger RNA from Indicator indicator, 1099 nucleotides. RefSeq names its product sideroflexin 3 (gene SFXN3). Gene Ontology annotation, molecular function: monoatomic ion transmembrane transporter activity. The record is from RefSeq and is a predicted model, not a curated record. Gene Ontology annotation, biological process: monoatomic ion transport; serine import into mitochondrion. Gene Ontology annotation, cellular component: mitochondrial inner membrane. Bases 13 to 981 code for a protein of 322 amino acids. Lineage: Eukaryota; Metazoa; Chordata; Aves; Piciformes; Indicatoridae. The transcript has 10 exons.
CACCCCCAGAAGAUGUCACCGUCCCUCCCUGCCACCAUCAACAUCAGGGAGCCGCGCUGGGACCAGAGCACCUUCCAGGGCCGUGCCAAGCACUUCUUCAUGGUGACUGAUCCCCGAAACCUGCUGCUCUCAGGGGCUGCACUGGAGGAAGCUCGGCGGGUGGUGGAGGACUACAGGGCAGGUGUGGUACCCCCAGGACUGACAGAGGACCAGCUGUGGCGGGCAAAGUACAUCUAUGACUCAGCUUUCCACCCUGACACAGGCGAAAAGAUGCUUCUCAUAGGGCGCAUGUCUGCCCAGGUCCCUAUGAACAUGACCAUCACUGGAUGCAUGUUGACCUUCUACAGGACCACGCCGGCUGUGCUGUUCUGGCAGUGGGUCAACCAAUCUUUCAACGCCAUUGUCAACUACACCAACCGCAGCGGGGAUGCACCCAUCACCCCCAGCCAGCUGGGGACAGCCUAUGUGAGCGCAACCACUGGGGCAGUUGUCACAGCACUGGGGCUCAAAUCACUCACCAAGCACUUGCCAGCCAUCAUCGGCCGGUAUGUGCCUUUUGCAGCUGUGGCUGCUGCCAACUGCAUCAACAUCCCACUGAUGAGGCAGAGAGAGCUCAAGCUGGGGAUCCCUGUCACGGAUGAGAAUGGUAAUCGCCUGGGUGAGUCCACAGCUGCAGCCCAGAAGGCCAUUUUCCAGGUGGUGGUGUCCCGCAUUGGCAUGGCAGUCCCUGCCAUGGCCAUCCCCCCAGUCAUCAUGAAUGCACUGGAGAAGAGACCUUUCCUGAAGCGGUACCCGUACCUGAAUGCUCCUCUGCAAGUUGGCCUGGUGGGACUCUGCUUGGUGUUCGCAACCCCAUUGUGCUGUGCGCUCUUCCCGCAGAAAAGCUCAAUGUCUGUGAGCCGCCUUGAGCCUGAAGUUCAAGCUCGGAUCCGGGAGAAAGACCCACAGCUGGAGACCAUCUACUUCAACAAAGGGCUCUGAGCAGGUGGCCCGGGGCACCCGGAAUGGCCAAGACGCGUGCCACGGAGCCGCUGAGCCAGCGCGUCACUGAGAUUUGCCCCUCAGAGCCCCUUGGGGCUGCUGCCACUUUCCCUUGGCU